AUGGAUAUGCGCAAGAAGAAGAGAAAGGUCCUCUUGAUGGGCAAAAGUGGAUCUGGAAAAUCGUCGAUGCGCUCAAUCAUCUUCAGCAAUUAUGUUGCGAAAGAUGUCCGGCGCCUGGGUGCUACCAUUGAUGUCGAGCACAGCCAUGUCAAGUUCAUGGGAAACCUCACGCUGAACCUCUGGGAUUGCGGAGGACAGGAUGCAUUCAUGGAAACAUAUCUCGCGUCUCAGCGAGGGAACAUCUUCUCCGACGUCGCGGUCCUGAUCUACGUCUUCGACAUUGAAUCCCGCGAGGUCGAGCGCGAUCUUGACACCUACAACGCCAUCAUCAACGCCCUGAAAGAAUACAGUCCCAAUGCCUACGUGUUCUGCCUUGUACAUAAACUGGAUCUCAUCCAAGCCGAGCACCGCCAACGCAUCUACGAAGAACGGUCCGCCUUAAUUCGCAGUCGUUCGGAGCAUUUCAGUAUCGACACCUUUGGCAGUAGUAUAUGGGAUCAAUCGCUCUACAAAGCGUGGGCCGGCAUUGUCCACAAGCUUAUUCCAAACUUGACUGUCAUCGAGCGCUUCCUGCAAGCCUUCUCCAAGCGAAUUGAUGCCGAAGAAGUCAUCUUGUUCGAACGGUCAACCUUCCUCACCGUAACUUCCGUUUCCUCAGAAGUAGGCGACUUGAACCCCAUUUAUGAUCGCCAUGAACGACUCUCCAACAUCAUGAAAGCCUUCAAGCACUGUGCGGCGCGGAACACCCACACAACCCCUGCAUCUGCCGGGUUCGUCGUCAUGCAUACGAAGACUCCGCAAUUCAACGUCUUCCUCGGCCGCUUCACGGACAAUACAUACAUUUUUCUGGUUGUACCGCCGGGCGAGGCAGCCUACAAUUGUGCUGUCCUAAACACCAUGCUAGCUCGAGAGGGCUUCUCCAAAGCCGCCGCUACCGGUCACGGGGACGGAUUUCCCCUCCCUGCGGCUGAAUCCCCGGACAACAGCAACGGGACCCAUUGA
This is a messenger RNA of Aspergillus luchuensis, 1002 nucleotides long. RefSeq names its product Rag GTPase GTR1 (gene GTR1). Gene Ontology annotation, cellular component: fungal-type vacuole membrane; Gtr1-Gtr2 GTPase complex; nucleus. The coding region runs from base 1 to 1002 and encodes 333 amino acids. Gene Ontology annotation, molecular function: GTP binding; GTPase activity. The record is from RefSeq and is a predicted model, not a curated record. NCBI's taxonomy places the organism in Eukaryota, Fungi, Ascomycota, Eurotiomycetes, Eurotiales, Aspergillaceae. Gene Ontology annotation, biological process: cellular response to amino acid stimulus; regulation of autophagy; cellular response to starvation. The transcript has 2 exons.